Messenger RNA from Lachancea sp. 'fantastica', 2712 nucleotides. The record is from the annotation of a GenBank genome assembly. NCBI's taxonomy places the organism in Eukaryota, Fungi, Ascomycota, Saccharomycetes, Saccharomycetales, Saccharomycetaceae.
AUGAAGCUGCCACAAUACGAGAACAAACCGUUCAAGUCGCCAGUAGUAUCCAUUGGUAAUCGCACAACUCAACAAAGUUUUGAAGGAUCCGUGGCUCGCACUUAUGCUCCCAAACCAUCGCAUCUUGGAAAUAGUCAAAAAACUAUCAAAAAGCGUCCCAUAGAAGCACUAACAACACCUUCAACAUCCACAACAACCUCCGUUGUUAAGAAUUACUACUUUACUACGUAUCGCAAGCGUACUACAAAGAAAAAUAAGACUUGGGAUGGCGAUGGGUUAUGUACAGAGCUCGAAAACGGUGGGUUUCGUUUCUAUAAGGAAAACGGACAAUUUAUGGGCAGUGGUAAAACUAGCACUGCGGAUGACAUAUAUGAAAAAGUAUUCUCGUGUGCUGGAUUUGAGAUCCAGCUCGAUUCUCAGAUAUGUGAGGAGCCAGAAAUGACACGAAUUGCCGCCCUUCUUGGCAAAUCCACUAAUACUUCUGCAGUCCCUUCAAGACACACUAGUAUGUCGCCUUCGCCACCAAAAAUUGUGGAUUUGAGGGUGCAGAAGCCAAACAUCGAGACGAUACCGGUAAAAAGGUUUCAACAAUCUUCCCAACGUAUACUCUCUGCUUCGAAGACUGGAACAGCUUCGUUUACACCGCUUUUCGACUCUGCUAAAAUCGAAAAUGCGCUAGUAAUGAACAAUUUCGAAGAAGCAGAGGUUGAGGUUGUCGUAGAUCCGAUACUAUCAAGACACCUUCGACCCCAUCAACGCGUUGGUGUCAAAUUCAUGUACGAUUGCGUCAUGGGACUGUCUAGGCCUACGGACUACGAAGAUGACGGAAACACGAUAAAAAGGCUAGAGAAAACAGACGGGCUAAACGGCUGUCUUUUAGCCGAUGAAAUGGGGCUGGGUAAAACGUUGAUGACAAUCACGCUGAUAUGGACGUUACUCAAACAAACACCACUUCCAUCAAAAACUACUACAGCCAUGUCAGGAUUAGUUCACCAAGGUGUCUGCAGUAAAGUACUGGUUAUUUGUCCUGUAACACUAAUAGGAAACUGGAAGCGGGAGUUCCAGAAAUGGUUGAAUCUCAACAGAAUUGGCGUGCUGACUUUGAGCACCAAAAGUACGCCUGAGAAAGACAAACUGGAAGUUCGCAAUUUUUUGAAGGUCCAGAGAUCAUAUCAGGUUCUCAUAAUAGGAUAUGAAAAACUUCUCAGUGUGUCAGAUACCCUAAUCGAAUGCCGCUCGAGCAUAGGUAUGCUUGUCUGCGAUGAGGGCCAUCGGUUAAAAAAUGGGCAAUCAAAAACGCUAAAUGUGCUUAAAGCCCUGGAGGUACCGCGGAAAGUGCUUCUCACAGGAACUCCAAUCCAGAACGAUUUAUCAGAAUUUUAUACCAUUCUGAGCUUCCUUAACGAUGGCAUUUUGAGUUCGUACCCCAAGUUCAAAAGAGAUUUCAUAAACCCUAUCGCUGCAUCAAGAGACGUCAAUAAUAAGUUCAAUGAAGUUGUGCAGGAGAAGGGCGCAGCCAAAAGCCAAGAGCUUAUUGAACUGACGAAAAAACUAACUUUACGAAGGACCAGCGACACGAUCGCCCGUUUUCUUCCGCCAAAAACCGACGUCAUCUUAUUUUGUCGGCCAACUUCGAGCCAAUUGAGAGCUUUCGAAAAAGUGCUGAGGAAUACUUCAAUCAACAUGUCAAAUAUGACAUACAGCUCAUCUCUAGCGCUUAUCACACUCUUCAAAAAGAUUUGCAAUUCACCAAGCUUGGUACAUCAAGACACAUUCUAUCUUGAGAAUGCCAAAUCAAAUGUUGCAAUGACAGAUGCCUCUAAACCUGACUCUGGUAAGCUCAGGGUAUUGAUGAAUAUUCUUAAAAGCAUACAAACCUUUUAUUCAGAGGAAAAAGUGGUCAUUGUUUCGAACUACACGAGGACUCUAGAUGUAAUCCAAAAUUUGUUAAACGCGCAGAACUUUUCCAACAUCAGACUGGAUGGCUCUACUCCCAGCAAAGAACGCGACAGAAUCGUGAAUACAUUCAAUUCGGCACCAUCAAUAUUUACCUUUUUACUGAGCGCGAAAUCGGGUGGAGUGGGUUUGAAUUUAAUAGGCGCUUCUCGUUUGGUACUCUUUGAUAACGAUUGGAAUCCAGCCAUUGACCAUCAGGCCAUGUCCAGAAUACACCGAGAUGGUCAAGAAAAAGCUUGCUUUAUCUACAGACUCUUUUCAACCGGUUGUCUUGACGAGAAGAUCUUUCAGCGGCAGUUGAUGAAGAACAGUUUGAGCUCGAAGUUUAUGGGAGGACCAGGAAAGGCGACAAAUAUGGAGUCGAAUGAUGACCUAUUUGCCGUUGAAGAACUUAAGGAUCUCUUCACGGUUCUGACUGACACUCCAAGCAAUACACACGAUUUGAUCUGUGCGUGUGCGGGCUAUGGAGAAGAACAAGAUGAGGACAACACAGAAGACCGCCCACCUGCUAAAAAGAGUCGUUUGGCAAAUGCCGGCAGUUCACAGCUCGAAGGUUGGACAAAUGCCAUGCAGCUACAAACUUUAAUCCAAAGCUCUCAAGAGGAGAGUAUUGCUGAAAAGGCGAGACUGGUAAGAGAGUGUUUGGCAGGCUACAAACACAUUAACCCACAAAACCAACUAAACCCAGAGCCUAAGCUGGCUAUAGACUGGGAAGGCGACAUAACAUUUGCAUUUCUGAAGGAAUAUACUACAUAG